AUGCCUUCUGCUCAAAACCUGUCGGCUAGGGGUCCAUUUGCGGCCAUAUGCCUUGCGAAUAGAUACGAUAAAUUCAAGCUUCUCGAAGAUGAUUCGGUUCUCCCUCCAGAUCUAGAUUAUCCUAUACACCCCCUGUUUGAUCACUCCAAUUUUUCGAAUACUCCUCCAGAGGUAUACCAAACUCUUGAACAAUGUCUACGAUUGGCAUCGACAUUUCUGCACGAUGACUCGGUUCUUGAAUGGUUCGUCAUACCAUUGUUUGGCCUGCCUCUGUUCGAUGUGCAAUCUGGAAAGACCUAUCUUUCGGAUCCGCUGAUCGAUAAGACGCCACGCGAGAAAAAGGCAUUGGUUCAGGAAGUCUCUGUAGCUCUGAAAUGUCUCGCACACUGUGUUCGGUUUGAAUUUUUCAAGACUACCUCGUCGGGCAAGUUUUAUGCUCGGACCUUGAUGGAUUCAAGGAGACCUCUACACGACAAUUCAUCUUGUACUCCGCACUUCAAACAAUCUAUGUCAGCAUUGAUUCAGUUGCGUAAACAGUACUGGGAGUUUCUCACACAAUACUACGCGAAGGCUUCCAUGUGCGAGAAACUUCGCCAUGACUUCUGCCUAGCAACUGCGAUACUCCACGAAGUAACCCAUGCUGUUGGAAUCCUCAGAAGGGGUGACAUGAAAGAGCCUCACAUCCGUCUUGACCACCUCGCGACCCCUGAAUUCGGAUUUGCGUGGGAGAACUUCAUGUUCGGCGGCGUGAUCAACCCAUUGAAUCGAUCAUCGAGCCAUGUCUCGCAUCUAAUGAGAAAAGUGUGGCAAGAUGACGAGACUGCUAUGAAGUUUGGCGGAAAAGAGUGGUCUAGUGUCCCAAUGUCUUACAUUGCACAGUGGUUCCGUAAAGAUACCUGGAAACAGAUUUCCAAAUACGGUCCAACUGCAGUUCCCCCACCAGAAGUGUCGCUAAAGCUAAGAUUCGAAACGACAUACUACACUCUUUUAACAGACAACAAGGACACAGCAGCCUUUUUCUCACGUAUUCGAAGCAAGCUUGCGCAUCGCUUUUGUAACCAAGAAUCCACGCUGACCGCUAUGAGCAUGUUCAUACUGCAGCUCAAAGUGGAAAAGGUCGACACGAUAGCUCUACAGAAACCCAACCUUCCCUUACCUUCCAGAUUAGGGUCAACAUCGUCACGCCUCCCAGUUGAAAACGUGAUGAAGAGAUUGAGUAGCUCCCGCAACUUAAGACCAAGACCACUACCAUAUUCGGGACCGCGGAGGACCGGAUCAUACACACAGCUGAAAAGAUCAUCCGAGUCUGAUGGCUGCCAUCGCAAGGAUCCCAGACCUGCGAAGCGUCAAAAAAGGUAG
This is a messenger RNA of Aaosphaeria arxii CBS 175.79, 1359 nucleotides long. RefSeq lists its product as uncharacterized. The record is from RefSeq and is a predicted model, not a curated record. The transcript has a single exon. The coding region runs from base 1 to 1359 and encodes 452 amino acids. NCBI's taxonomy places the organism in Eukaryota, Fungi, Ascomycota, Dothideomycetes, Pleosporales.